AUGCUAGACGCUUCCUACGAUCGCCCGCCCGCGACCGCGGUCGAGCUUGCCCGUUCUCGGACGCUGCGCAACAAUGCAUCCGUGUCCACAGCCGCCACGGCCACCACGACGUCGUCGUCGAGCCUUAGCCAUCGCGAGCCACAGCGACGCCGCAAGAUACCCAUAUACGUCCGCAUAGUCCAAAAGGACAUUUGGCUCAGAUUCCACGUGCACCUCAACGGCACCAUCGGAUCAAUAAAGGACCUCGCCCUUCAAAGGGCCAACGCGCCCGAAUCCGACCCAACGCAGUCCUCGUACUUCUACCACGAUGCCAUCAACGUAAGCGCGGCAGCAAAGAUGGCGCACGCUUCCGCUGCCAGCCAGAUCUUCGCAAGAUACCGUUCCGACCUGCUCCCAAAGUCAUUCGUAGCGGCCUGUCCCAGACCAUCAAGCUCCCUCCCGCGGCUCGCUGCGCGGUCCUUUGAGAUCAGUGCACCUGCGGGGCAGGCGGGCACCUCUCCUGCGACGUCGUCGCGGUCACGAUGGAAGGAGAAGCCCCACGCCCCGCAGAGCAACAACCUCCAUGGCGGUCACAGGGUUCAUCACGCAGGCUCUGCAGCCUCGGACACGUCAGCUCGUCAAGACAUACCAGUACCGCAGCCACCCGAACCGCAAAGCAGCAACCCCGCCUCGCUGCCGAAUGCCGAGAACCCGGACGUCGACUCGAACAGAUUUUACGACCCGACAUCUGCAGCGACGGCCGACGACACCCCGACGCCGGAAAGCAGCGCAAGCCAGUCGAAGGCCGCCCUCGCAGAGGAAGUGAGCGCCGCCGCGGAAGGCCAUCUCAAGGCGGAUCAGCCUCAGAUCUCAAUCGAGAAGCUCGGCCCAGGCCUGUUCACCGACAGGAGCCCGGACCCGUCCUACAGGGACAUCUCCUGGGGGGCACCCGUAACUUCGAUGCAGCUGCCCCUCGACCCAUUUGCCGGCGGCAAUGCCGAAGCCAAGGAGGAGGAGGCUCGAGCGCUUGCUCGCCUCUCUGGUUGGGGCCGCGCCGUGGCAGGCUCCACGAUCUCGCCAGCGGCAUCAGGACGCAGAUCCAUCGAUGGCGCCAUCGCUGGCCUCGUCCCACCCUCCCACAGCCCACUGUCGAGCGCGGGCCCAAGGGUGCAGGGCGCGAACAGCGAUGCGGGCAGGACUGGUGCCUUCACGGACGACGGUUCGACCUCGGAUGAUGAGCCACUAGAUCCGUCAGCGCUGCAAGGCGACUCGCGCCCCGUCCUAUCUUGCAUCGCGGCCACUCGGUCCUCGCACUCUCUGGCCGACACGGUCAGCAGCGGAUCCUCUGCGGAUGUCCUGACCACGACCGAGACGGACGGACUCUGGGGCACGCAGCUGGAAGAGCAGCUGCUCACCUCGCAGCAAAAGACGAGAUCGCCGCCAAGCGGCGGCGGCUUCAGGCCCGUCACUUCUCCCAGCGACCGAUCUCGAUCACGUACCGUCACUGCCGCCGACGUCGGUCGGACGCCAGAAGUUGGCGGUCUGGCUCUACUCGCCGCUGGCCCCGUUGCACACCAGCGCAUGAGCUCCGUGCCGACCACCACCGCGCCUCUGCGCAUGACAACGUCGCAGACAUUUACCUCGGAGAAUUCGGCCGCAUCCGCGAUCGCCGUAUCACCCGCAUCGACUCAGUCCAGCGCCGCGCGCGGCGACGGCGCUGCCUCGCCGUGGCUGGAUCGAGGUCGGCUGGCCGGCAUCAAUCUCGACGAGGUGUCGCAAUGGCGAGAGGCGACGCACGGCGCGUCGGACCGCUUCUCCAUCUACUCGUUCUCAAACGGGCUGCUGCUCGAGGACUGGAAGACGGUGGCGGCCUACAGACUGAGACCGUUCGAACUGCUCGAGCUGCAGUCUUCGUCGCCCGUCGAACGCGUCCACCUGGUCCGCGAUGUAGCUGGGAUCACGCGCGAGGCCGUGCGUGGGUCCUCACGUGCCAGCGCCUCGCUCGAGGGUGCCGUGCUGGAUCCUUACUAUGAAGGAUGGGUGUACGUCCUCAAGCCUUCCAGCACCUCGGCACGCCAAGCCGCAAAGGCCGUCAUCGGCACGUGGAAGCUUCGCUGGGUAACAAUCCGCGGAUGGAAGAUGGACCUCUUCCGAAAGAAGCCCAAGGCAGGAGAGAGUUCGGCACCGCCAAGCGCCUGCUACUGGCACCUGAGCCUGAUCAAGAAGAUCACCAGCGACAAGAUCGACUCCGCAACAGCUCACGCAGCCAAUCCUCCCCUGCCGGCCCUCGAGCAGAUUCCCGCGUGCAGCCUCACGGUGGCGUUUUCCGCCGCCAGCUGGGCUGCGGCAAUGCCGUCCGAGUUCACACUGCCAACCUCUGGCUCGAGCAUCACCAUGCGCUGCGUCACCCAGUACGAUCACGACGCUCUCCUCAACGUGCUGAAUCGGGCGCACGUCCGCAGUGUCGCACGGAAGCAGGGUUCCAUGGACGUGCAGCAGCUCGUGGAUGGAUGGAGGAGCGAUGCCGUCAUCAGGGCGACGAUCGCGGGCCGCGGAGGCACCGUCCAGCCAGGUCGGCUUGCGCAGACAAAGGGUGGCCGCAACGCAUUCGUGCGGGCCCGGCUCCGCCCGUCCGGUUGGCCCCGUGAGUUUGAGGAUGCCGAUCGAUGGAGCAGCGACAGCGAAGUCGAGGCUGCGCCGUCGAACGACAUGGUAUGGUCCGGUGACCGGGGUGCUUACGCCGGGUCCAAGGCUCCGAAACAAACGCUCUCGGGCUCACCAGGCACCCCGGACGCCCGGAGAAGCUUGGAUGCGGAGCGCUUGGGCACGACCACUUCGGCGCACGGGUUGCGCGCUGCGUACCUGCAGCAGCAACAGCAGCAGCAACCCUUCCAUGUCAAUAUUCUGGUGACGAAGCGGUCAUCGUCGCCACUCAACUCCGGCACGCCCCCAAGCACGUCGGGCCGCCGUUCCAAGCUCGGCCAGGCGAUAGAGGCGGCGAACUUGUCUGAAAACCGAGAAAUCGAACACGCCACCGGUCCUCUGCAGGCCGGAGCCCCUUCGCCUGCCUCCGAGGUCAGCCCUAACGACGGAUCCGGACCGGACCACAUCCACGGCGACAUCGGCGAACCAGCGCCCGCCAAGGGAUGCAACGACGCGCAUCGAGUCGCUGCAAUCAAAGCCUUCGGGUGCCACAGCAGCAACGACUGA
This is a messenger RNA of Pseudozyma flocculosa PF-1, 3189 nucleotides long. RefSeq lists its product as uncharacterized. The record is from RefSeq and is a predicted model, not a curated record. Bases 1 to 3189 code for a protein of 1062 amino acids. Lineage: Eukaryota; Fungi; Basidiomycota; Ustilaginomycetes; Ustilaginales; Ustilaginaceae. The transcript is spliced from 2 exons.